This is a messenger RNA of Diatraea saccharalis (sugarcane borer), 11586 nucleotides long. The record is from the annotation of a GenBank genome assembly. Lineage: Eukaryota; Metazoa; Arthropoda; Insecta; Lepidoptera; Crambidae.
AUGUCGAGGUAUAGUCGCAGUUCGCGACUCUCUGGAGAAUACUCCAGUAGUAGUCGAAAGUUAUCAAGUUAUGAGUCAUCAUCAUCGGCUUAUGAUAGUUCUGGAAUAUCUUCUUAUUCACGGCGUGAAAGCGGUUCUUGUGUAGAAAGUGGUUCUCGUGUAGAAAGUGGUAAAUACGAAAUAGGAGGCACUGAAGGCAGUGCCCUUUCACGCAUCGAAUCCAAAUACUCUAGUGCUAGAACUGGGAUUGAGUCUAGUAAUGAUUCCAGCUAUGACACUGCUAGCAAACUCGAUAGUCUUGCAUCGAAAUACGGCAUUGAGUCCAAUUACGAAGCUUCGAGUAAAAUUGAUAGCAUCGCAUCCAAAUAUGGCAUCGAUUCUAUCAACAGUGGAACUAAGAUAGAAGGGCGUACUUCCAAGUACAGCCUGGAAACUAGCAUUGAUGGCGAUAAAAUAGAAGGCGUUUCGUCUAAGGCGGAGUCUCGAUAUGAAAGCGUCAAGAAUGGCGGUCGUUCCUCAGAGAGUCAAUACUCUAAAACUGCUAUUUCUAACGGUUCCGUAAGCACCGGAGAGUAUGAAUCCGUUAGAUCCAUAUCUAAAUCAGAAUCUCAAGAUGGCAAGCCAGUUUUUACAAAAACUUUGGAAGGCCAAAACAUUGAGCCGGGUGAAAACGCCGUCUUCGAAUGCGCACUACGCGAGUCAAUGGAUUCUGUGAAGGUGACUUGGCUGAAGGACAACAAACCGCUCGCUGAUAGACUAAUGGAUCGUGUCUCCAUAUCCACCAAGACUGGUCACCAUAAGCUGGAACUUAUGCACUGCCGUGAAGAUGACUCUGGAGUGUACACUGCGAGGGCAGAAAAUGUUAAGGGCAAUAGCCAUUGCACAGCUCAGUUAGUCGUCCACGAGUUGACUCCUGAACAAAGGAGAGAAAGAAACGCACUUAACGCGCCUUACUUCUUGGUGGCGUUAAAAGAUACAGAAAUCAUGGAAAACACUUAUUUGCGUUUCAUGGUGAAAGUCAAAGGCGAUCCCAAUCCUGAUGUGAAAUUCUUCCGCGAUGGAAAGGAGAUCGUGAGUUCGUCAGAAAGCGAUCGCGUGUCCAUCAUCAGAACACGCGCGGACAAAGGUUGUUACGAGCUGGUGAUCGCAGACGUGAACCAGACCGACGCUGGCCUCUAUUCCUGCAAGGCUAUCAACAUCUACGGCGAAGUCAGCUCUGAAGCUAAAGUUACAGUAGUUGAUGACAAGAAUAUCUUCUUCGAGUUGGCUCCUGGUGGCGAAGGUCUACUGACUAAGGGUGAAAAGCCGACUUUCUCCUGGAAACGAGAUGGGCAACCGUUCGAUCCUGAAGAGCGUUUCAAGGUGCUAUUGGGCGACGAUGAGGACUCGUUGGCUCUAGUGUUUCAGCACGUGAAACCUGAAGAUGCCGGCCUAUACACCUGCGUCGCCAAGACUAGCACAGGGAAUAUAUCAUGUUCUGCUGAACUCACAGUACAAGGAGCUGUCAAUGAGCUUCACCGAGAGCCGGAGAAGCCGAAGCUAGUGAUAGAGCAUCGCGAGGCGAUCGUAUCUGCUGGCGCUUCCGCCAUGUUGGAACUGCAGUGCAAGGGUUACCCGAAACCAUCCAUAGUGUUCAAACACGACGGCAAGAUUAUAGAAGCUGACACUCGGCACAAGUUCCUUUACGAAGACGACGAGAGCAUGUCGCUAGUGAUAAAGAACGUGAGUGCAGCCGACGCAGGUAUAUAUCACGUGACCGCUUCUAACGAACUAGGCGAAGACUCCACCACGAUGCAACUCAUCGUGAAGGCCGCGCCCAAGAUAAAGAAGAAGAUCGAGAACCAAACCUGCAUGGCGGGCUCUACUCAUACUGUGACUAUCGAGAUCGAAGGCACUCCCGCACCAGAAGUGCAAUUCUACAAAGAUGGCGUCGAGAUCAAGAGCUCUGAGCGUAUACAAAUCGUAAAGGAAUCCGAUGAAGUGUACAAGAUCAUCAUAAAGGAUGCCAAGCUCAUUGACACAGGCUCCUACUCCGUCGUAGUUAAGAAUGAGGUGAACCAAUGCUCAGAUUUCUGGCAAUGGCAAGUGACGUCACCACCUCGCGUCACUAAAAAGCUCGGCGAAUCUCGCGUCUGUAGUGAAAAGGAAACUGUCACCUUCGAGAUUGAAACUGAAGCUGAACCUGCACCUACUGUCAAGUGGUUUAAGAACAAGACUGAGCUGUUGGAGUCUUCAUCUAUAAAGAUAAGCGAGUCUGGCAAAGCGCAUAGAUUAGUGAUCACAUCCGCCGCACGUGCUGAUGCCGGAGAAUACUCCUGUGAGAUCCGCAACGUGCACGGUGUAGUUACGGAUUCGUGCAAAUUGAACGUUCGCGGUGCACCAAUGUUCACGAAAAAGCUGACUGACAUGUCAGCAAAUGAGGGAGACGUCAAUAUCGAGUUUACUGUCAACGUCGAAGCUUACCCAGAGCCCAGUGUGCGAUGGUAUUUAGGCGACGUGGAGGUAACCGAGAAGAAGUCAGUGUUCAGUCGCGUGGACAGCGGCAACACUCACAAGUUAAUACUGAAGGAAGUUUCCGCGGAGUACUCCGGGAAGUACACGUGCCGAGUUAACAACGAACUGGGCUCAGACGAGUGUGACGCCACAUUUACAGUAAACAGGAAGCCUCGCUUCACCAAGAGCCUGGUGGACAUGACUGUUGAUGCCGGGACUACCUUGAAGCUAGAGGUGGAGGUGGAAGGAUGCCCCGAGCCCAGGGUCAAAUGGUACAAGGACGGCCGGGAACUCACUACUGAUGCUAGGAUCAAGAUCGAGAGGGACACAAAGAGAUUGGAAAAUUACCACCUAACUGUAACAUUGGUGAAGGAGGAAGACGGUGGAGAAUAUGAGGUCAGAGCAGAGAACGAAAUGGGAAGCGUCUCAUCGAAGAGCACCGUAACGGUACACACGAGAGAAGUACAUUCGAGAUUAAAGAAGGAAACUAUUGUCGAAAAUGAACUGGAAGAUGAAAGCAAAUCUUUAAAAUAUACCGUGGAAGAACCCGUGGACAGUGAUGAAAAAAAGAAAGCAGAAAAAGGAAAAACUAAACCUGAGGAAGCCGAAGAAAAAUCAUUCUGGGACGAUAUGAAUGAAGACACUGUUAAAAAAGUCACCAUUGAUGAGAUCGAUACGCCUGCUCCAGAAAAGGCAAAGAAAUCUUUGACCGAACCUGAAGCUGCGGAAGAAAAAUCAAUCUGGGAUGAUAUCGAUGAUGAUGGACUACCUAAGAAACUUAAAGUCGAUGAUGUUAACAAACCUGCGCAGAACAAAGGUAGAAAGUCUAUAACUGAACCAGAAGUUGCCGAGGAGAAAUCUUUUUGGGAUGAAAACCAUAAUGAACAAAACAAAAAGCCCAUAAUAGAAGAGAUAGAUGAUAAUAAACAAACGGGCAAGAAGUCUGUUACUGAGCCAGAAGUCAUAGAAGAAAUUCAAGCUCCUGAAGAACUUUCAUCCUCUAAACGUAAAUCGAUCAAAAAAGAUACUCCCAAAGAAGAACCUUUAAGUGCUGAAAUCGAAGCACCCCCGAAGCUCGGUGAGAGUAGUAUGAAGGACGGCAACGCAUACGAAAGUCUACCUUUAGUUUAUACCGUACAAGCGUUCGGUAGUCCCAAGCCCGCGGUCCGUUGGCUACAUAACGGCAAGGAGGUGAAGCCGAGCGGUCGCGUUCACAUGUCCAAUGAUGGCGACGUUUACAAGAUGGUGAUCGAUAAUGUCGAGAUGAAGGACGCUGGUAAAUGGCAGUGCGAAGUCAGCAAUGAUCUUGGCAAGCAAGUGCAGCAGGCUGAACUGUCUGUUACACCGGCUAGUGAUUACCGCAAACCGAUCUUCACCACCCCACUGGAGGCACAGCGCGUGAUGCAGCGAGAGCCGGUGACACUACGUGCGGUUUGUACCGCUGAUCCGUUACCGCACGUUACUUGGCUGCUCAACGGUGUUGAGAUACCGCCUAGUGCGGCUAUACAGCCCAACGUGGAGAGCACGCAGAUAGAACAUGGUCUAAACGAAUGCGUUUUCACCCUCCACAUACCCACGGGCCGUCACACUGACACCGGCGUGUACACAAUCCAAGCUAAGAACGUUCACGGCGUGGGCGAGAGCUCGGCGCGACUCGAUAUCCUGCUGCGGCCGGAGCUGGAGGGCCUGCGUGACGUCACCGCUGUACCCUUCGAGGAGACCCACUUCGUAUGCAACAUGCGCGCCAACCCUGUCGCUGAGGUCAAAUGGAGCAAGGAUGGCUAUGUGAUUCAACCGUCGCCCCGCCACGAGAUUAUAGAGGACGUUCCAGCUGAAACCUACAAGCUUGUAGUGAAGGAGGUUAGUGUGGAAGACGCCGGUCUUUACACCAUCACCGCCACCAACGAGAUCGGUGAGGCUUCCAUGCAAGCCCGUCUGUCUGUUCAUACCGGUGAGCCAAUAUUCACGAAGCCUCUACAGAAGGAAACUAUAAAAGAUUACGAAGACGCGACAUUGCGCGUGCGCUGUGAUGGCGUACCAAAGCCCCAAGUGUUGUGGUACCGCGACGAUGUACAGAUAGAGAAUGAUGACAGACAUACUAUCACCACGCAAGUUGGCGGACAAGUCGACAGCGAGCUGUUCAUAAAACACUUCAACGCUUCAGACGCUGGCAAGUACAAAGUCCGCGCGGUGAGUUUAGCUGGUGAAGCGGUAUGCUCAGCUGAAAUAUCGCUUGCACGAGCGACACCGAGCUUCGCUCAUAAGCUGGAGCGACAGAAGGACGUGGACGAGGGAGAACCGCUAGAACUCAAGGCCAAACUGGACGGCAGCCCAAUGCCCACGCCUAAGUGGUACAAGGACGGCGUAGAAUUACCUAAAGACGAUCCUCGUGUUAUCCAAACCGCCUUACCCGACGGCACAGUGAAACUGAGCAUCGAACACGCGACCCCCGCCGACUGCGGCGCGUACAAACUGGUCAUUACCAACCCGCACGGAGACAUGUCCGCAUUAUGCGCCGUCGCUGUUAACCCAACUCCCCGCAGGCCGUCGUUCAGCCAGGAGUUGGAGGAUGUGAAGGCAGUGGUAGGACAACCUCUCAAGCUAGAAGCUCGAGUGAUGGCAUUCCCAGCACCUGAAGUUAAAUGGUUUAAAGAUGGUCUACCGAUCCGUCCAUCUCAAUCUGUGAACUUCAUAAAUCAACCGGGAGGCAUCGUAGGGCUCAGUAUAGACAGCGCCCGCCCUGAAGACGCGGGCGUCUACGAGCUCACCGUCUCCAACAGAUUGGGCGAGGUAGGUUCGAAAGCUAAAGUCGAAGUAACUCAGAAGGAACGCAAGCCAGCAUUCCUCGCGGAGUUGAUGCCAGCUACUGUCAUAGAGGGAUUCCCCGCUCGCCUUGAAGUUAAACUUUUGGGUCAUCCCCCGCCGCUUGUUAAAUGGACUCACAACGGCAAGGAGAUAGUGCCGGAUGGUAAUCACAUCCGACUGGUAUCUCUGCCGGACGGCACGCACGCGCUACUCAUAGACAAAGCGACAGCCGCAGAUGCCGGACAAUAUGCCAUCACAGCUACCAACAACAAGGGAGAUACCACCUCACAGGCUCUACUCUCCGUCGCCAAGCGUGAGGACGAUUCAUCGCCUCAAGAACGGCCUCGUCUGAUUCAUGGUCUCCGCGAGAUUACCGCAGAAGAAGGACAGUCGCUGCAUCUGAGCGCGCCUUUCGUUGGCAACCCUGUGCCUGACGUCACAUGGACGAAAAACGGAGAACCAUUAACACCCAGCGACAGAGUACUGCUCACAUGCGACGGCAAGAGGGUUGGCCUGGAAAUCAGCCCGGUGGAACUUCCUGAUGCGGGUGUGUAUGGUGUCAAGCUGGUCAACCCACUAGGAGAAGAUUCCUCUGAGGGUCAAGUGAAUGUACGCAAGGUGUAUACGCCGCCCACUUUCUCGCAGCGGUUCUCAGACUUACAACAGCUUCCUACUUUCGACGCUAAAUUCCCAGCGCGUGUUUUGGGCGUGCCAACACCUGAGAUCACUUGGUACAAGGACGGCGUCCCUCUCCGUCACACGGAUAAAUAUAACAUUAAGAGAGACGGAGACGCAUGCUGUCUGUACGUGCGUGAUCUGAAGCCCGAAGACGCAGGUCUAUACAAAUGCGUCGCCAAGAAUAGGGAAGGUGAAGCAUCUUGUGAAGCUACACUGGACGUCGUUGAUAAGAUCGGUAGGAAACAGAAGAUGGAACCACCAUCGUUCCUGAAGAAGAUCGGCGACACAGAAGUAUUACGCGGUAUGAGCGCCAAGUUCACCGCAUGCGCUACCGGCACCCCAGAACCUGACGUUGAAUGGUAUCGCAACGGCGAGCGUCUGUUUCCAUGCGAAAGAAUCCGAAUGGACAAAGAAACUACAGGAUUACUGCGUCUCACUCUAAGCGGCGUGGACCAGAGCGACGUCGGCACUUAUUCCUGCCGCAUAUACAACCCGCAUGGAGAGGAAACCUGCAGUGCUCAGCUCACAUAUGACACUCUAGAACCUCCAACUCAGAAGAGACCGCUAGCUGACCAAUACUCGGACUUCGACAAGAUGAAGAAGACCGGUAUACCGAUGCCGCUUGCUGACAAACCAAUCAUCUCACGGAUGACAGAUAGACACCUGACUCUAUCAUGGCGGCCAUCCAUCCCACACGGACCACGCUUCCCCGUCACUUACCAGGUGGAGAUGUGCGAAGUGCCUGACGGCGAUUGGUUCACCGCACGUACGGGCUUGAGAUCGUGCGCGUGCGACAUCCGCAACUUGCAACCGUUCCGCGACUACCGGUUCCGGGUGCGAGUGGAAAACAAAUACGGCGUGAGCGAUCCGUCGCCGUAUGCGCAAACGUAUCGGGCCAAAUUGGAACCGGAUCCACCUAAGUUCGUGCCGUAUCUAGAACCGGGUAUCGACUUCCGACCGGAGACCUCUCCGUACUUCCCCAAAGACUUUGAUAUUGAACGCCCCCCUCAUGAUGGGUAUUCGCAAGCGCCGCAGUUCCUUCGUCAGGAGUAUGAUUCGCAGUACGGUGUCAAGGGGCACAAUGUGAAUCUGUUCUGGUUUGUCUAUGGAUACCCUAAGCCGAAGAUGACUUACUUCUUCAACGAUGAACCGAUCGAGAUCGGAGGCAGAUACGAUUGGAGCUAUACGAGAAAUGGACAGGCUACUUUGUUUAUCAACAAGAUGUUAGAACGUGACGCGGGCUGGUACGAAGCAGUAGCGACUAACGAGCACGGACAAGCUCGCCAACGUGUUCGGUUGGAGCUCGCCGAGUAUCCGACGUUCAUACGGCGGCCGGAGGAGACGGUCGCCCUGCAGAGGAGGACCGUCCGUCUAGAGGCGAGGGUCACCGGAGUACCAUACCCUGAGAUCAAGUGGUACAGGGAUUGGCAGCCGCUCGCACCGAGCGCUAGGGUCAAGAUCCAGUUCAUAGAGCCCGAUACGACUGUAUUGACUAUCCACGACGUGCUUCUGAAGGAUGAAGGAUUAUACUCAGUGUCGGCGCGAAACGUGGCCGGCUCUGUGAGCGCCUCCGCCAUGUUACACGUAGAGGAAGACGAACAUGAAUACUCGGACAGGAUUCGCGAGCAUCCGCCGCGCGUGAAGGCGAGCACGAAGCCGUUCGGCGAUUUCUACGAUCUCGGCGACGAGCUGGGACGCGGCGUACAGGGAGUCGUCUAUCACGCCGCCGAGAGACUGUCAGGUCGCAAUUACGCAGCUAAAAUAAUGCACGGUCACUCCGCUUUGAAACCGUUCAUGAAGAACGAGUUGGACAUAAUGAACCUGCUGAACCACCGUAAUCUAGUUCGGCUACACGACGCGUACGAGCACGACCAUACAUUAGCGCUAGUAACGGAGCUCGCAGGCGGCGGGGAGCUAGUGAGAGAUCGCCUGCUACGAGGACCCACUUACACGGAGCGCGACGUAGCCGGCUACAUCAGGCAGCUGCUACGGGGACUACAGUACAUGCACGACAACAGCGUAGCACAUUUGGGACUCACGAUAGGAGAACUCCUCCUCUCCCACGCUGGCAGCGACGAACUGAAGAUCUGCGACUUCGGUCUCUCCCGUCGCAUCCAGUUCAACAAGCACGCGGCUCUAGACUACGGCAUGCCCGAGUUCGUGGCCCCGGAAGUGGCGUCAGGUGAAGGUGUCUCCUUCGCGGCUGACAUGUGGAGCGUCGGCAUCAUCACGUAUAUCCUGCUCAGUGGACACUCGCCGUUUAGAGGCGCUAAUGACAGGGAGACCCUCACCAGGAUCAGGGAAGGCAAGUGGGAAUGGCACGACGAGGAGUGGUGGUCUCGAUUGAGCCGCGAGAGUCGGGACUUCAUAUCUAAACUGCUCACGUUCAACUGGCACGAGCGUAUCGGUGUUAAGCAAGCCUUGGAACAUCCGUGGCUGACAUUAGCCGACAAAAUAUACCAGGAGGAAUACCAGAUCACCACUGACCGUCUGCGUAACUACUACAACCUUUACAGGGAUUGGACGGCAAACGCCCAAUGUCGCACGUGGUUCCGCCGGCGACCGCUCAGCGGUGCCUUCGAGCAUCCCUCCAAGAUGGUGUACCCGCCCGGGGAAAUCUAUACGCCUGAAGGCACACCGGAAAGAGAUGUUAAUUCACGUGACCGUAACACAGCACCUUUCGAUCUAAACUUCAAACAAUGGGAGCACCCCGACUGGGAGGUCUCCGCCAAGUCUGAGAGUCAUUACCAGAAUGGUCCAGACACGUAUCUGCUGCAAUUACGCGACGUGCAAUUCCCGGUGCGAUUGCGCGAGUACAUGAAGGUCGCCUGUAACCGUUCACCUGGGUACAGCCUCUCAUUGCACGACACAUACGAUCCUAGGACUCCUAUUAUCCGCGAGCGUCGCCGCUUCACGGACAUCAUGGACGAGGAGAUAGACGACGAGCGUCGCGACCGCAUCAACAACUACGGCACAGAGUCUUACACUAUCCGCCGUCUACGGCACGAGCUCGGCACCAGGCUAGAUUCCUACGCCGAAGCCCAAGCAUUAAUGGAAUCCAAGAAAGAUGGCCAACUUCCAUUCUUCCGGGAGAAACCUCAACUCCUCCCCAUCAGGGAAGGAGAGCCCGCCCAACUAUCCUGCUUCGCCGUCGGAGACCCGAAACCGUCCGUCCAAUGGUUCAAGAACGACAUGGUCCUCGCCGAAGGUCAACGAGUCAAAAUCACGGAAGACGAGGAAGGCCGCUCCACUCUAAGCUUCAACCCCUCCAUGCACCACGACGUCGGCUUCUACAAAGUGGUCGCUCGCAACAAAGUUGGACAGACCGUCGCCCGUACUAGGAUAGUAGAAGCGACCAAUCCGGACGCCCCGGACAGCCCGACUGCAGCCGAAGUGUCGGACACUGAAGUGUUACUGCGGUGGAAGCAGCCCAAAUAUGACGGAAACUCACCCGUCAUCUGCUAUGGUCUCCAAUAUAAAGAAGGAGACAGUGUCGAGUGGAAGAGCGUCGCCGAUAACAUCGACCACGAGUUUUUCGUCGUUCGAAACCUGAAGCCCGACACGAGUUACCAGUUCCGUUUGUCCUCGAGAAACAGAAUCGGCUGGAGUGACAAGGGUAUCCCCACCAAUCUGGUCAAAACGAAAAAUCCAGGCGCGCCGAAAAUAGAAGUCACCAAAGCAAUGAAACACUUGCAGCAAAUCACCGAAUCCGGCCAGGAAGUCGUUUUGGAGGAGGAGAAACCGAAACUGGACUACGCGACCGAAGAGAGACCGAUCGAAUGGGACUCGUCGGACUCGUUCACGGAACGGUACAGCUUCAUAUCGGAACUGUGGCGCGGCAAAUUCUCUAUAGUCAUCAAAGGCGUCGACAAAAGGAACGACAGCGUGGUAGUGUCGAAGAUUCUCGAAAUCAGACCGGAAACCGAAGUGCAGAUCCAGAGGGAGUUCGAAUGCUUAAGACGAUUGAGGCACGAGAGGAUAUCUAACUUGUUAGGAGCUUACCAAGCGCCGGGUUCACCUGUCGCCGCUUUGAUACUAGAAAAACUCCAAGGCGCGGAUAUUCUGACAUAUUUAUCGAGCAGGCACGACUACACGGAACAAAUGGUGGCUACUAUAGUAACACAGAUCCUCGACGGUCUCCAGUACUUGCACUGGCGCGGUUACUGUCACUUGGACUUGCAGCCUGACAAUGUGGUGAUGGCCUCCGUAAGGUCGAUACAGGUCAAACUCAUCGACUUCGGGUCAGCACAUAAAGUCACCAAGCUGGGUACUAGUGUGCCGCAGGUCGGCGAAUUGGAAUAUAAAGCCCCUGAGAUAAUAAACGACGAGCCAGCGUACCCUCAGACUGACAUCUGGUCGCUGGGCGUGCUCACGUACAUAAUGCUGUCGGGAGUAUCGCCGUUCCGCGGCCACGAUGACCAAGAGACCAAACAGAACAUAUCCUUCGUACGGUACAGGUUCGAACACUUGUACAAGGAGAUCACGCAGGAGGCGACCAGAUUCCUGAUGUUCCUGUUCAAGAAGGUGCCGUUGAAGCGGCCGUCGGCUGAGGAAUGUUACGACCACCGCUGGCUCACGCAGAGCGACUUCAUGAUCAGGAAACGGGAACGAGCCGUGUUCCUCGGGAACAGGCUCAAGGAAUUCUCCGAUGAAUACCACGAGAAGAAAUCCCGCGAGGCGUCACAAGCGGACUCUGUGUCCGCCGCGUUCGGCAAAGUAGCGCCGCGACAUCUCACACGCUCCAACAGCAUCCAAGAAGAACUGCUUACCAACUUCUCCAGCCAUUAACCACCGCACAUGCGUACCGUGCAUAUACAGGGCUAUUUGUUAAACACCAGCAAACUCGCAAAAAUACAAUUUUCUAAUUUUAUUUUUUAUUUCAUAAGAAUCUCCUCCUGACAAUUACAAAUACAACAAAAAAAAAGAAUUUGCGAAAUCAGUCGUUCACUUAUGAUGGCGUGACCAAGGGAAAUAAUCAUAUUUCAUAUAACAUCCAGUUAACAGACGUUAUUUAAGAUGUUACCUAUCUAGUCCUACGUAGUUGGUGUUGUACCAAUAACCCUGUAUACAUGAUGUUUUUAGUAUGUGCACAAAUUUUAAUAUUUUUCUAUCGAUAAGAAACAAAAUAAGAGAAGUUUCCCUAAAAAGGUUGCUAUUUAUGUUUAUCGUACUGUACCUACCUGACGGUAGGUUAACUACAGAUUUUUAUCUUUACCUACAUAUUAAAUGAGAUAUGAUUGUAAUGCUAUCUUGUUUUCUGAUAGAAAAAAAAUUGUGCACUCAUUAAAAACUUGUCGGGUAUUACUUUAUAUUUUGAAACGAAAAUAUCCGAUACUUUUCUUUAAAAACAAAAAUCAAACUUCGCUAUCGUUAAAAAACUGUGAUUACGAUUUCGCGCGUUCUCGAGUUCAUUUCUUUCACACAACCAUUUCUUCGUGUACAUUUAUAUUUCACAACGAAUUUCUAGUCAUAAUGAAAAUUUUGUUACGAAACUUUUGUUAUUGUUAAGCUAUUUAUUGUAUACAAAUUUUUACUAUUUAUUAUUUAUACUGAUUGGUAUAUACUUGAUGCUCCAGUAUUAAUUGAUAUUAAUAAAGGGCAUUGAUUUAC